This is a messenger RNA of Cyclocybe aegerita, 918 nucleotides long. The record is from the annotation of a GenBank genome assembly. Lineage: Eukaryota; Fungi; Basidiomycota; Agaricomycetes; Agaricales; Hemipholiotaceae.
AUGAAGCCAAGGUUAUCUAUCGCGAAUAUAUGGACUCGAUUAGCUCAACUUUCCGGAUAUCGAGGUGGAAGAAUGACUCCAAAAAGGCCGUACUCGACGAUGAAGCCACCGGAGUACUACGAAGGCCGCAUAGAAGGGACCGUUAAUCACUACCGGUGUUACAUCUUGCUGCACGCAGACGAACCUCCUUCGGCCUUUCCAUCUGUCUUCCAUACCCCGGUUUCGCGCGAAUUGCUUGCCCGAGCGACAAAAUGGGGCGGCAUGGUCAAUUUCUCGUGGAUGAACACACUUCCGUCUCACUCCGAUAUCUCCAGUCAUCGUAGGCAAGCAGCGACGGUAUUUUCGACGCUGGGUGGCAGACUGGAACUCCCUGAUGUAUUACUGGAGAACAUGGAUAAAGUAGAAGCCAGGAUCCGACUUCAUCUCGAAGGGCCCGUAAAGGAGUCAACCUCGGACGAAGUCCACAUCUACGUGUGCACCCAUGGAGCGCGGGAUUGCAGGUGUGGAGAGAGAGGUCAACGAGUUUUCGAGGCUCUUGCAGAGGAAGUGGAGAGUUUGCGACGAGCAGACCCAACAGGUCCCGCCGCAAAGGUCAAGGUUGGAGAGGUUGGUCAUGUUGGAGGACACAAAUACGCUGCCAACGCGUUGAUCUUCCCUCACGGAGAAUGGUUAGGCAGCCUCAAACCUGAAGACGCGUCACCUAUCAUCAAGUUGCUCUGUGACGACCUGCAGAACGGCGACGUCAAGCCACGCGGCCCAGUAGAGGAGCCUUCCUCCCUUCGCCACUGGAGAGGCCGAAUGGGCAUGACCAAGGAAGAGCAGAAACACCUCUGGGAGUCGUUUUCUCUGAACGACUCUGGCCACAAGCCCGACCCCACGCUGAACACCGCGACGCUAUCACCACGACCGCGUUCCUAG